CAGGCACAUAGUUCAGAAAAAAGUAAAAUGCUCAUGUAGUCGCUUACCAGAUUGUAAAGAAUCAAAUUUAACUGUUGAAAAAACAAACAGCUGAACAGUGAUUUCCAUUUUCAGACAAUGUCUCCUCAUAAUAUAUCCUGUAAGACAAAACACUGGGUAAAGCGGACGUUCUAAGGAGGAUGAUGCGUUUUUUUUUAUUAUCGGCUGGUUUUCAUGCUGUCAAACACUGAUAUACUUCUCUACACAUUUCUUACUGAUUGCAAGCUUUUAAGAUUAAACACGUCAAAUCGAAAUAUGAUAUAAUCCAAUGCGCUUUUCCCGGUGUUUUGUUCUGAAACGCUACGGAGCUAUGGUACGUGGACAAUAUAAUUAGUUGAGCAGGUUAGCUUAUGGUAGCUAACUUUGCUAUGCCGUGUUCUAACUAAACCAGGACAGUGGUGAAUAAAAGCUUCCUGCAACUUCCAGAAGUUCGAUGGCAAAUCCUCCCUCUUCAAGUUGGCGAUCCAACAACCAAACCGUCCGUGGAGGAUCAUGAAUCGGAAAGGUGUUGCUGGUCAUGUGCCCAUGGACAAAACGGCGUUUGAGGGGUGGCUGGAGUCUGUCUCUGCCACUUUCCUUUCUCUCAAUGACCAGCAGCGUAACCAGUGUCUGGAUCAGCUCAUAUCUCUGAGCGGCGCCGCCCAGCUUCGGCAUCUAUCCAACGGUCUGGAGACGCUCCUGAAGCGGGAUUUCCUGCGCCUCCUUCCUCUGGAGCUGGCUUUCUACCUUUUGCGGUGGCUGGAUCCUCAGACCCUGCUCACCUGCUGCUUGGUCUGCAAACAAUGGAAUAAGGUGAUCAGCUCAUGCACAGAGGUGUGGCAGAGCGUGUGUCGGGAACUGGGCUGGCGGAUCGACGAAUCCAUUCAGGACGCAGCCCACUGGAAAGGGGUCUAUCUAAAGGCUAAACUGCGUAUGACGCAGCUGAAGGGACAGGAGGCUUUUGAGACGUCGUCACUGAUUGGCCACAGUGCCAGAGUGUACGCCCUGUACUAUAAGGAUGGCCUGCUCUGCACAGGGUCUGACGACCUUUCUGCCAAAUUAUGGGAUGUGCGUACUGGACAGUGCAUUUAUGGAAUUCAGACGCACACGUGCGCCACGGUAAAAUUUGAUGAACAGAAGCUGGUGACGGGUUCUUUUGAUAACACUAUUGCAUGCUGGGAAUGGAGCUCAGGCGCUAAAAUCCAGCAGUUCCGGGGCCACACUGGAGCAGUCUUCAGCGUGGACUACAAUGACGAACUGGAUGUCCUGGUCAGCGGUUCUGCAGAUUUCUCCGUAAAGAUCUGGUCGCUGUCUGCUGGCGGCUGUCUCAACACUCUCACUGGACACACUGAAUGGGUCACUAAGGUGAUAUUGCAGAGGAGUGAGGUAGAAUCGAUGGUGCACAGUCCCGGGGAUUAUAUCCUGUUAAGUGCUGAUAAGUAUGAAAUCAAGGUUUGGCCUUUAGGCAGAGAAAUCAACUGUAAGUGUUUGAAAACGCUGUCAGUAUCAGAAGACCGCAGCAUCAGCCUUCAGCCUCGCCUGCAGUUUGAUGGACGCUACAUCGUCUGCAGCUCUGACCUUGGCGUUUAUCAGUGGGACUUUGCCAGUUUUGAAAUUAUUAGAGUAAUAAAAAUGGAGGACCCAGCCAACCUGUCCCUGCUAAGCUUUGGUGAGGUGUUUGCGCUUCUUUUCGAUAACCACUUCCUGUAUGUCAUGGACCUGAGGACAGAGUCGAUCUCGGGCCGCUGGCCUCUACCGGCUUACAGGAAAUCAAAGCGAGGAUCCAGCUUCCUGGCAGGCGUGACCUCCUGGUUGAACGGCCUGGAUGGGGGCAAUGACUCUGGACUGGUGUUUGCCACCAGCAUGCCUGAUCAUAGCAUUCACUUAGUUCUAUGGAAGGAGAACGGCUAGUCAACCAGUGAUGUCACACGUUGGACUGUUGGCCUGUGAGCCUCUUUAAUAAUCAUAACUGCCAAAAACCUCCUUCAUGGAACAAAGCAUGUUGUCUUCUCCCCGUUUCGUCCUCAUGAUUCAAGUCCUCCUCUAGAUCCUUACAUGAACAUUAACCCAUGGAUCCUUCAUACAAGCUAAGAACUGAAAGGAGUUUGUCACUUUUGUGCUAAAAAUGGAUCAGCGCCUCCUUAGAAGAACUUCCAUGAAGCCAAAAUGACAAAGAUAAAAGAAACAGUAGUAACCAAAAUAACAUCACUAUCUUUUGAUAUAUAUAUAAAUGUUUAAAAGUACAUGGUUAUUGCAUUUUGCUCUUUAAAUAGUCGGCAUUAUGCCAGCGAGGAAGAUCUGUAGCUGACUUUGGAUGUCAGUCGCUUGUGUUCUGUCAGAUGAGCAUACCUUUAGUUUAUCCCUUUAGUUUUGUACGAAAAAUACACUUUAAACUGCCUCAACGGUUGUCUUUCCAUUUAGUCAUGAACAAAAAAUAUAUAUAAUUACUUCUUUUUUGGUGUUUUUUGAAGCGUAUGGCGAUCU
Cyprinodon tularosa is the source of this 2502-nucleotide messenger RNA. RefSeq names its product F-box and WD repeat domain containing 2 (gene fbxw2). Gene Ontology annotation, molecular function: protein binding. The record is from RefSeq and is a predicted model, not a curated record. The transcript is spliced from 9 exons. NCBI's taxonomy places the organism in Eukaryota, Metazoa, Chordata, Actinopteri, Cyprinodontiformes, Cyprinodontidae. Bases 532 to 1929 code for a protein of 465 amino acids.